Messenger RNA from Clupea harengus (Atlantic herring), 4886 nucleotides. RefSeq names its product serine incorporator 5 (gene serinc5). Gene Ontology annotation, cellular component: membrane. NCBI's taxonomy places the organism in Eukaryota, Metazoa, Chordata, Actinopteri, Clupeiformes, Clupeidae. The record is from RefSeq and is a predicted model, not a curated record.
AAUCACUUACACACCUACAAUUGAACUUAAACACAAUACAUGUACAUCCGCUACACGGCAUGCAAAUGUCCCUCUUGAAGUGAAAUGUUUUUUUACUGCACUUAUUUAUUUAUUAGGUUAACGUUGGUAAAAUCAUUACAACAAGUGUUCCAUCCACAAAAUGCCUUAGGUUUGGGGGUUCGGUUUCAGUGGAGAGCCAUGACGACAACGGAAGUAACUAGCAAAAUGUUGAAAAUUAAUUUGGAUGUCAUUUGAAGGCUUGCUUAGGCAUCGACCUAAGAUUGAGCCAAGGUUCGCACCAAUGACUGUUUUACUCUAAGGCAAACAAACAAAUACAAAGAAGAUUUUAGCAAAAUUUCUAUACAGCGUCGCCUAUCAGCUUCACGGUGGGUCGUAUACGCAUCACUGCCUUUUGUCUGCCUAGACACUCACCAGACGCACGCUGGUCGAGCUAGUGAGAAUAGGUGGAAGUCGGAGCGAUACCGCUCUUAAUUUUAUGAGUGAUACAUCAUCGAAUAAAGAGGAAUAUAACGUCAGUCUUGGGUUGGAUUUUCAACUUGAACAGUAAUAAUGUGCAACCAAUGCUGUCUUUCCCAGCUGGCCUGCUGUUGUGGCACAGCGGCCUGUUCGCUAUGCUGCGGCUGCUGCCCCAAGAUAAAGCAGUCCACUGGCACACGCUUCAUGUACGCACUGUACUUCAUGCUGGUCACCGUCAUCUGCGUCGUCAUGAUGUCACCGACCGUGGAAAAGGAGAUGCAGGAACAUAUCCCAUUCUACAGCGACAUGUGUGACAAGCUGAGCGCCGGGGAGAACUGCAAGGACCUGGUGGGCUACUCGGCUGUCUACAAGGUCUGCUUCGGCAUGGCUUGCUUCUUUUUCUUCUUCUGCAUCUUCACCAUACGCGUGCAGUCCAGUACGGACUGCCGGGCGGCCAUUCACAACGGGUUCUGGUGCUUCAAAUUUGUGGCUCUGCUGGCCUGCUGUGCAGGAGGAUUCUUUCUUCCAAAUCAAGAAACCUUUCUUGAAGUGUGGCGCUACGUGGGGGCAGUCGGAGGCUUUUUCUUCCUCCUCAUCCAGCUCAUGCUCCUGGUGGAGUUCGCCCAUCGCUGGAACCAAAACUGGACGUCGGGGGUGAAGUACAACAAGCUGUGGUACGCGGCGCUGGCCCUGGUCACGCUGCUGCUCUUCACGGUGGCGGUGGCCGCCCUGGUCUUCAUGGCCCUCUUCUACACGCACUCAGAGGCCUGCUACCUCAACAAGAUCUUCCUGGGCAUCAACGGCUCCCUCUGCCUCCUCGUCUCCCUGCUGGCCAUCUCGCCCUGCAUCCAGUCCAUUCAGCCCAUGUCUGGCCUGUUGCAGCCUGGUGUUAUCAGUGUGUAUGUCAUGUACCUGACCUUCUCGGCCCUCUCCAGCAAACCCAUUGAAAUGGUGGAGGAGAACGGCGUCAACGUCACCGUCUGCGUCUUCCCCUACAGCUCGGGCGAUGAGAGUGGUAAGAGGAUAGCCACAGGAGUGGGCACCGUCAUCCUCUUCUGCUGCAUCUUGUACUCAUGCUUGACUUCAACCACCAGAAGGAGCUCCACAGCUCUGCGGGUGUACAGGCCCUCUGUUCAAGAGAAUGAGAGAGCUCGCUGUUGUUUCUGCUGGGGGGACGACUCAGAUGAGUUUGAGGAGGAGGAGAAGAAGACCGGAGGGGGUCAGGACGUCAUGUACGACGAGAGGGACGGCACCAUCUACAGCUACGCCUACUUCCACUUCGUCUUCUUCCUGGGCUCCCUCUACGUCAUGAUGACCGUCACAAACUGGUUCCAUUACGACAACGCCAAGAUUGAGAAGCUGCUGGACGGGAGCUGGUCUGUCUUCUGGAUUAAGAUGGCCUCCAGCUGGGUCUGCCUCCUGCUCUACAUGGGGACCCUGGUGGCCCCCAUGCUCUGUCCAAAGAGGUUUGAGGCUUAAAACCAGCAACCCCCCCACCCUACUGUCCCCUACCCAAGGUGGCACACACAAACUCACACACACACACACAGACUCACCACCUCAGUAGUUUGAGUUUUGUUAUUGCUGUUGGGUUUUUAUCUUUUUUUUUAUUGUGUUUACAAAAUGAGUUGCUUUCAUUCAAUAUUUUUUUUUCUCUGUAUAUGUGUCAAGGGAAAGCUAUUGAUGCCUUAAAGCCCCCUUUGAUCUGUUUUAUUUUUUUUAGUUUGUUUGUUUUCUGUGUCUUUAUAAAUCAUGGAGUUUUGUUACUGUUGCGUUCAUCGUGGUCACAGUGAACACCUUGACCAUUUGUCAGUCAGAAAUGUAUAUAAAAGUCUGUUUUAUUUUAAUUAAGAACAAAUACCCGGAUUCCAUUCCAAGAAACAUUUUGCUCAGGCUCAUAAAGCACCUGUAAGUGUCUUGCUUGUUACAUUGCAUCCUCUUUGUUAGAUUAAGUAUUCUAUGCAAUUAAAGUAGGCUAUUGUUGCGUUUUUAUUUCUUUUUUGGCUUGUCUCAAAAUUCUCAUUUCUGUGCAUUGUUCACAGAGCUUAUUCUUGUUUUCCUCUUUAAGACUCAGUUGGACACCAGGAAAAUACGCUUUGUAAUUACACAGAAGUUUUCCAAAUAUGUCACAUAUUGACCUAAGAUCUAUGUAAAUAUAAAUGUAAAUCACAGGGCCAAUGUGUCUUGUUUUCUUUUGUUCUAGUUUUACAUUUUUUUUAUUAUCAGGACAGAAGAAAUCAAUUUUUGUCAGUAAUUGUUGUUGGGUCAGGAAAGAGGCAUGUCGUGUCGUGGGAAAGCUUAAUCUCAGGAUAUGAGGUUUUGGAAACUGAAUUUAAAGAAGAUUUAGCUGGUUUAAAGGACAUGGAGCGAAGUUCAGGUUUGUUACAAUACAGCUUUUAGAGUCCAAAUAUGAUGUUUUCAUUAUUGGUGAAGAUGCAUCAUCUUAACCGAAUCACCUCUGAUUAUACCAUCAUCUAGACGCAUGGUGACUUCUCAGCAUUCAUGCCAAAUACUGGAUGCAGCCCUCUAAAUGCAUUCAAGAUCUCAGUCUUUAGAAGGAUAGGAACGUGCCAAAGCUAGAACCUAAGGGGUUAAAUUGAGUCAUGUCCAGGCUAAUGCAGAGCAUUGCUGACUCAUACGGUAACAGAAGCUACUAAGAAACAGCAAUGGAACAAUGGAAUUGUAUAGGUAUUAAAAACUAUUUCUAUUUAAUAAUCAGUUUCGUUGCAAUCAGAAGUGCUUCUUACCAGCCCAUGUUUAGUAAGUUUGUCUUUGUUUUCCCUUUAAUUACCAUUCAAAGAUGUCAAAAAAGAUGUUUUUGAUCAAAUGUUGAUCUUCCAUACUAGAGGAGCUUUCUCACAUUCAAUUUUGUAAUUCUAUCUGAUUGUCAUUCAAGACGUCCUGAUGAUCACAUCAUAGAUUAGACGGUGAGCUAUUGUUACAGUAUAUGUCAUAUUUAGAUACUAAUAAAAACUCUUUGUACAGUCAGUUUCUCAGAUCCAAAACCAGCAGUUGCAAUUACACUUUCCAUCUUUCCAUCUUAUGGACAUGAUAAUAAUGCACUUUUUUUCUAUCUUUCAUACUGGCAUUUUACAAUUAUAGAAAUCAGAUGUAUUCCUGAUGCUUAGUCUGCAGCUGUAUUAAGGCACAUGUAGCAUGUUUUCUACGAACUAACAUUACUGGUUAGUAUGGCAACCUCUGUAUGGCCAUCUGUCACAGUCUAACACAGAUACAGAAACUGGAAACUUUUAUCCUGUGUUUUUUUAACGUCUUUUUUUUUUACUUUAACAAACUUAUUUAACAUAGAGGAAAGCGUCAGAGAUGUAUAAUAUAGACUAAUUGAUUAGCAUUUAAAUUAAAGCUUAAUUUGAAGUCUUGCAAUAAUGUGCAAUUCUUUAUACAGAACAUCAGUUCUGAGGGUCACAUGUCUGAAGCUAAUAAAAGAGUAUGCUAGUUCCAUCCCUUUAAUAAUCUCUGUGGGUUGGUUUCAUUUGCGGUGGGUAUGACUGGACUACUUGUUUGCUUUUUGCCUUUGAAGAUGAGACAAUAGUAAGAUGUGGGGAAAAAAUGAUCUAAUUCACCUUGAAGGCUCCUAAUCUUGUCUAACCUCAUUUGACAUCAUGAUGAUAGAUGUGUCACUGUGUAAGGGAAUGACAUUUUCCAGCGGCUUCAGAUUACAAAUUUUAACACUGUAUAUUUCUUUUCCUCUUAUAUCAACAGUCAAAGUUCCCCCAGUCUAAUGAGGAUUAUUAAUCAGCUGCCAUAGAUUUAGGUUUGACACUAAAACCACCUACUAUUCAUUAUUAUACCCAAUGAGAGUUGUGAACUGACAUGUUGCUCACCAUUGUUUUUGUAAUGCUGAUAAGUAUGUGUUUUUCCUGGUUUCUGUGUUUACUUUCAUUGUGUGUCUCAAGUAAAUGUUUCUAGGUCAAAUUCUUGAAAAAGAACAUACCAACUGUAUUCUAAAGGAAACCACUAGGGGUGCUAAAACUGCACAAUCAAUCGAGAGGGUAUCAAUUUGUUAUGCGUGUACAUUUUAUAUGUGCAUCGGAAUGGAACAUGGUUGUUUUGUGUCAAAGGCAUCAUCGUUGUUAUCCAGUUGUGAAAUGACAAAAAAACUAACCUACAAAUUAUAGAUAGGUUUAAAAGUACAAAAGCUAUUUGUGUUCAUGUUUUAGAUCAUAUUGUUGUUAUUAUUGUUUUUAAAAUAAUUUUCUUAUACAAAUAAAUGAGUAUUGGUAGUGAAAUACCAUCUGUGUGAGUUAAGAGUGAGGUGCUGAGAAGUGUGGCUGAGACCAUCUGUACUGCCAUGAAUGAGCCUUACAUCAUGAAGUACAAACUCCUAUCCUGCUUUGAAAUCAGUUUUUCAGUUGUCUUUUUAAUGAUUAAAUAUAAAAUCUAAAUGUAAA